AUGACAGAUGGUAUUUAUAAAACUGAAGUAUUUCAGCCUGCUCGAGAGUACUUGUUGAGGUUUCAUGACGAAAGAGAAUUGGUUAUCAGGUUAUGCCGGGAUAUCAACUCACAUUCGAAAAAGUUGAUUUUCACUCUCCAUCGAGUUCAAGGAAAUAUAACGCAAGAAUUAUACGGGCAGUUAUUUUCCAAUGCUAAGAUCAUUAGUGAAAAAUUGUCUAUUCUUUAUAACAAAUUUCUCUAUAAUGAGAACUUCAUUCAAUUAAAGUCCACCAUAUCGAACUCGAUAGAGGAAAUGAUUGAAGCCUUUACAUUUGCAUAUUACAUUAUGAAUGGAGAUAUUUUACCUUAUGAUAGGUUUUUAUAUGUUGUACGGUGCCUCAUACUAAGUUACAAUUAUAAGUUAAAUCUGUUCAAUACAAAGCUAUUAAAUCAUGCAUUAUGUGAGCUCUUGUUUGAUUCGGUAGAAAACACUAUAACAGAAGAAUUAGAAGCUCCGUAUGAUAGUGUUGAGUUUGAGGUUGAUUUCAUUUUGCCUGGAGACUAUUUGAUGGGCUUAUUUGACUUGACGGGUGAAAUAAUGAGGUAUUCUAUAACACAUAUUGUCGAUGAGAGACUGAAAACUGUGAAUCCCAAAUCAUUGGAGAAUUUGAAGUUUAUGAAGUACUUGAACAAGUAUUUAAGAGAGCUCUUUGCUAAAUUUCCGAACGUUAAUAUCAAUAGAGGUAUUUUCAGUGUUGAGUACAAUUACAAAUCAGGGUCUAUAAUGGAUAAGAAGCUUCAUACAUUAGAACAAUCAAUAAAUAAAGUUCAAACUAUGAUAUGCGAUAUGACAAUCAAAGGUAAUGAGGCAAUAGAAUAUGAUGAUUAUAAUAUACACAAUUAUUAA
This is a messenger RNA of Debaryomyces fabryi, 888 nucleotides long. RefSeq lists its product as uncharacterized. The record is from RefSeq and is a predicted model, not a curated record. Bases 1 to 888 code for a protein of 295 amino acids. The transcript has a single exon. Lineage: Eukaryota; Fungi; Ascomycota; Pichiomycetes; Serinales; Debaryomycetaceae. Gene Ontology annotation, cellular component: cytoplasm; nucleus. Gene Ontology annotation, molecular function: sequence-specific DNA binding; RNA endonuclease activity; RNA binding.